UCCCGGCGGGCCGUGCCCUCGCUGCGGCUGGGACGGGCUGAGAUGGCGACGGCGCGGCUGAGCGGCACCGAGAACCGUCUGGUGUCGCUGCCCCUGUCGCGGAUCCGCGUCAUCAUGAAGAGCUCCCCGGAGGUCUCCAGCAUCAACCAGGACGCGCUCUUCCUCACCGCCAAGGCCACGGAGCUUUUUGUUCAGUAUUUGGCUACAUACUCCUACAAACAUGGCAGAGGGAAGGAGAAGAACGCUCUGACAUACACUGACUUGUCUCAUACAGCAGAAGAGUGUGAGACCUUUCAGUUCCUUGCAGAUAUCUUGCCAAAGAAGAUCCUAGCUAGCAAAUACCUAAAAAUGCUUGAAAAGGAGAAGCGAGAUGGAGAAGUGAGGGAAGACGAAGAUGAGGCUGAGGAGGAAGAGGAUGAAGACAAAGCUGUUGGUGACAGUGUUGGAUCUUAAGGCCAAUGAGGAAUUGUUUCAUAGUUGAUCCAUUUUUCUAUUGUAUAAAGGAUGUUAUUUUUGUGACUGAGAAUCCAGAUGCUGGAUGUAUUUUUACACUGAGCCAUCUGCUUUUGCUUUAAGAAGUUUAGAAAUUGAACUUUAUACUCGUUGGAGAAUGGAAUUCUUCCCUCAGAAACACAGUGGGGUAGGAAGAGACAGUGCAAACCUGACAGCAGAGCUUGGUCAGAUGAUUUGAAAUGACUUUGUCAGACAAUCAUUACCCAAAUUUAAAAUUUCUUACAGGCAGCUUUCAGUUCAAAAGCUCCAAAAGUGGACCAUUAAAAAGUUGUCUGUAAAAGCAGCCAUGUGGGGACCCAAAUGGGAGAGGAGAAGAUCUAUGCCAAGAGCUAAUGAGCUAAUGGUGGUUCUGGAGCUGUGGUGGUAAAUGGGGUAGAAAAUUAUGUAAAUAUGUGCAUCCAGAACCCCAUUCUUGAAUGAACUCCACUUCUGCAGUUUCUCUUGCCAAAAUGCACAUUGAAGUCUGCUAAUUGUGGGUUUUUGAGAAAGAGCAGCUCUUUACCAUGUGAGUGACAGAGAUGGAUUUUUCAUUUGGAUUUGGUUUGCUUUUCUUUUUUUACUACAGAAAUGGCAACCAUCCUGUGUAGAACUUUACCUGCAACUUUUUUAAAUAAAUGUUUUGUAUGAAAACUUGACAA
This is a messenger RNA of Haemorhous mexicanus (house finch), 1151 nucleotides long. RefSeq names its product chromatin accessibility complex subunit 1 (gene CHRAC1). The transcript is spliced from 3 exons. The record is from RefSeq and is a predicted model, not a curated record. Gene Ontology annotation, cellular component: CHRAC; nucleus. Gene Ontology annotation, molecular function: protein heterodimerization activity. Bases 43 to 453 code for a protein of 136 amino acids. NCBI's taxonomy places the organism in Eukaryota, Metazoa, Chordata, Aves, Passeriformes, Fringillidae.